Molecule: messenger RNA, 4713 nt
Organism: Macadamia integrifolia
Lineage: Eukaryota; Viridiplantae; Streptophyta; Magnoliopsida; Proteales; Proteaceae
Product: tRNA (guanine-N(7)-)-methyltransferase-like
Exons: 3
Coding region: 3617-4438 (273 amino acids)
Biological process (GO): RNA (guanine-N7)-methylation; tRNA methylation
Cellular component (GO): tRNA methyltransferase complex
Molecular function (GO): tRNA (guanine(46)-N7)-methyltransferase activity
Source: RefSeq, a predicted model, not a curated record
AUCUCCUAAUCUCAGAUCUGGUUUUUUCUUGGUUCUUUAUAAAUGUGUUUCUCCAAUCUCUCUCUCUCUGAAAUCGUUGAAGAAAUUUCAUGUGGUGCAGGUUUUUUUUUUUUUUUCUGUUAAAUUGUUUAGCUAUGCACUGUGUCUGUUAGAUGCGAUGAAGAAAUUUUUUCUGUCUCUCCCCAUCUCUCUGAAAUGCGAUGAAGAAAUCUCAUGGUUUUGCUUCAUGUAAUCGAUGUAGGCAUUGUGUUUGUUGCCUCUCUCUCUCUCUCUCUCUGUCUGUCUCUCUGAAAUCGAUGAACAGCUUCAUGUACUGCUGUGUUUUUUUUUUUUUGGACCAAAAUUGCCCAAACCCAAUAGCUUUCCAGGGAACAGCAUUAACCAUAAUGUUGUUAGUAGUCUUUCUAUUACUGUUGUGAUUGAUUUUUGUGAUUGCUUGUAUGUAAUUAGGAUUCUUUGGCUCAAACUGGUAGAGCACAUGGGGUAAUACCCAGGUAUGGUGGUUCGAAUCCACCAAGACUUGAUGUUCUAAAGUUGAAACCUUUAGUGCAUUAUUUAUAGUUCACCCGUCACCACCAUUGAAACAAAUGAAUUAAAGAAUAUCAUCUAUUGAUCAUUAAAACUGUAUGUCAACGCAAAUCAAUGACGAUCAUGGAUUUGAAAUAAGGGCCAUGUGGCACCACCUCAGAUAUUGAAGUUCUACAAAUUACAUAGAGCCCUUUGGCUUCCAAAAAACUUAAAAAAAAUUCUGCAUACCACUCGCAUCUAAUAUGGAGCAUCCGAUUGAAUCAACUAGGAUUUUUUAGAAAUUGUAAAAAGGCCCUUACAACUUUGGAAAAGAAAAGAUACAUAUACAUCCUUGUAGACAUAAAACCAACAUUGGAAGCUCUUCCAACUUGAUUUUUGAACAUUUUCGGAUCGAUCGUGUGGAAAAGGUCGUUUCUCCCUUAUAUAGACUCAGAAUUUGACGAAAUGACUUGUGUUGUGAUCACGACUCAAAGCUCUACAAACUUCCAGGUCAUCCCAUCAUCAAACUUUAUAAUUUAAAAUGAUAAAUUUCUCUUAAAAUUUCUGUUGGCCGUAUCUUCUUCAUCCAAUAUUGGAUCAAGGCAAAUUUAGAUGUGUUGGAAAGAUUAUGAUAUAAUAUACAACUUUGCUGAAGACGUAGAAGCUAAAAAAAUUCAUAUUCAAUGACCAAGUUUUCCUUGAACAUAAAUGGGUCAAGAUUCUCGAUAUCGAGCUCAGAAAUCCACAACACGUACCACUGCUGCACCCAUUGCUACACCCACUGCACUCAACCAACCUCUAACACUCCACUCAUCACUACUAUAUUAUAACUCUAACCAUACACUACCACGUCAUCACUUUUAACCACCUCAUUCAAUCAUGAGCACAUUGAAAUUACCAAAAUACCAUUAGUAAUGUGUAGUGGUGAUGAGUGGAGUGUUGGUUGGUUGAGUGACCAAACUCAUAACCAUAGUACCAGUCUCAUGACAAUUGGCUAGAGGAACUUUGCAAGUUGUACUCACUGUUUUUUAUGUUGUAUAGUGACCAAACUACCCCUGAUGACACUCUUCUGUACACCUCAUCAAGCACUAUGGGACCAUAAUUGAUACUCUCUACUGAUGCCCUACCAUCUUUGAUACUAUGCUAGAUCACUAUAAUCACUAGUAUGUCACUCUACGAGUUGUACUGCUCUGUUUACGCAGACUCUACUGUGUUGAUAACACCAUAUGUACUGUGUGUACAAUAUGAUCCACUUUGAUAUUCCGCUCAACCAAAUUUUUAUUGACCGCUAGAAAACUAGAAGAACAAUGCCAAGAGGAAAAAUUCUACUUUCUUGGAGCAUUUAGGCUGUGUUUGGUAUGCAUUCUUGGAAUAGAUACUAGAUCUACAACACUUCAAAGUUUAAAAAAAAAAGGAUUUCAGAAUUCAUCCAGCUUGACUAGUUCGGCAGGUCUAUACUUACCCCACAACUGCAUGGACUGGGUCAUACUGAGAUUCAAUAAGAACCAUUCAACUUUCAUCGAAAAGUGAAGAGCACUAAACACCCCCAUGUGAGUGGCCCCAAGGAGAUGAGAGGAGUCAAACACAUGUAGCACCUUAGGGGAAUCAUCCGAGCCGAUCCAUAAAUACGUUCUAAACCCAAAAUCUAUUAUGAGAGUGCAUUCCAAAUAUAGCAUUGGAGACUAAAUUUCCUUCUAAGAACAAUAGUUUGGAUGAUGAAUGAUAUGGAGUAAGACUUGGCUGUAAUUUUCUACAGUUUAGGUUGGUUUUUAUGGUUACCCAUUAAUGGGCUUGGGCUCUUAGCACAACCCACUAAAGUUAAGCUCAUUGCUCACUUUGAGCAAACAAGAGUUUAUUAUCUCAACCCCCACUGAAACCUCCCAAGUCUCAAAACUAAACCGCAGGGACCAUAGAAGAGGAGCCACCGUCACUGCCGCUGCUAUCUCCGAACCUGUUUUGUCACCGGCAGUCGCCAUUGCCCCUGCAAAUAUUCAAUAACCGACAGAGAAUCUCUCUCUUUCUUUGUUGGGAAAGUCAGCUGCAACUGAUGAGAAGCGAACAGAAGAGGAACUGAAUAGCCCCUCAGAUGCCUUGAAACUUCAGCUAGUACGGGCACAUCACUUGGCUUUCUUUUGAGUUAAAGUAGGAUGGGCCCAAAAACUUAUUGAUUCUUGGCAAUCAGUCACUUUGGACAAGAGGGCAAAAAUGAUUUGAUGAUGCCUUUCUGAUCUGCAUUUUGGACUAUUUGGGAGGAGGAUUAACAGCAUGCUUAGAGGUUGGAUGAGAACUUUUCAACAGGAGAUUGAUAUCAUGUUACUGCUGGGUGGGCCUCUAGUUUGGAGGAUUUUGGCAGUAUUUAUGGUCCUUUAUUUUUGAGACACUGGGAGCUUGUGGCUCCUUCUAGAGAGGUUCCAGUGCAGAUUCAGCUGUCUGGCGCCCCUCUUCAUAAUGCCAUCAAACUGAUCAUGGAGCGCUGUUCACUAGGUAACCUUGGCAUAUCAGGUGUUGAUGGGGCUUUUAGAGAUUAUGGAGGGAUGUCCUAUAGCCUACUCUUGUUCUACGCCAAGCAGAUAGUGGGAAUCGGCUGAUUUGAAUUGGAAUUGGGGUCAGCCGAUUCUGAUCACUAUGGGAUUCUGGAGCGGUGCAAUGGAUUGGGUAGGAUCAUUGGAUCAGGCUGGGAAUUGGCUGAUCUGAUGCCUUCAGAUGCGUGCAUGCCACGUGGUGACUUCUCAGGAUUCUUUAUUAAAAGGGAAGUUUGGGAAGAACCGAGGGAGAGGAAGAUGCCACAUGGAGAGCCAUCAAGGGUUUGGAAGUCUCUCUUUCUCAUGGUUUGGUGGACACUCUUAUGACAGUGGCACUCAGAUAUCAUCAUCUAAUUAGGAAGGCCAUGUCCUUGUCUGCUCAAACAAGUUUUUCAUUCUCUUGGAAGAUGAGGUCUGCAAAUACUUUAGCUGACAAACUAACAAGGAGAUAUAGAUGCUGUCAAAGAACACCAUAGAAGAGCACAGGAUCAGAUUUCUUGCUCCAUUCAAGAUUUGAGAGUAAUACAAUUUUUGCCUGCAACAACUAUUCAGCCUUGGCGGCAGACGGGUGAUUCAUUAUAGUUAUCAUGUCUGAAAAUAAAAUGCCAAACCCAAAGAUCAGCAAAUCAAGCCACCUACCUAGGAAGCGUUUCUACAGAGCACGAGCGCACAGCAACCCACUGAGUGAUUCCCACUUCCCAGUCCCCAUCACACCUUCACAGGUAGAUUAUUCCCUCCAUUAUCCACAUUUCUUCGCAUCAAAUGAAAUCAGUGAUGACAAUGGUGAUGUGACCGGCAUACACCAAGCACCAUCUCCCACUGACUGUUCAAAAAGAAUCCAGUUUGCAGACAUUGGUUGUGGCUUUGGAGGCUUGCUUGUCAGCCUAGCAACACUCUUUCCUAAAACUCUAAUGAUUGGAAUGGAGCUUAGGGAUAAAGUAACAGAAUAUGUCCAUGAACGGAUCUUGGCCUUGAGGGAAGCGAACCCUGGACAGUACCAAAACAUCUCUGUGGUUCGGACCAAUUCGAUGAAAUAUAUUCCAAAUUUCUUCCAGAAAGGGCAACUGCUGAAAAUGUUCUUCUUGUUCCCGGAUCCUCACUUUAAGGAGAAGAAUCAUCGUCGUCGAGUGAUAAGCCCACACUUGCUUGAUGAGUAUGCUUACACACUUGAAGUAGGCGGUAUGAUAUACACAAUUACUGACGUGGAAGAGCUUGGGGAUUGGAUGAAGACUUGUUUGGAGGGUCACCCUCUCUUUGAAGCACUCACAGAAGAAGAGCUUAAAGCUGACCCAGUGGUGAAGCUCUUGACUUCUGCUACAGAGGAAGGGCAGAAGGUGGCUCGAAAUGGAGGUCAGACUUUUCAAGCAGUUUACAGACGCAUAGCAGCCCCUCAGGAAGAUAGCGGGUGAAUAGAAAUGGAAGAAUGGUGAAACUAGGGUCUUUGGUAAGAACUGAAAGAUGGCACUGAAGGCAGGUCCAGACAGAUUGAUUGGAAUGGAUUAGCAUGUGAUAGCUACAGGAAACAAUUACAUUACAAUGUUUCCAGCUAUAUAGUAGCCUACAUAUGCAUUGAUCUGCAUUGUCUGGGUUUGCCAUUUCCCUUUUUACAGAUUGCUAAUUUUUGUUUUAUCAAUUAAGAACCAUAAUAACUGAGAGUUUUGAUAUUUAUUACUCUGUUUUAUAA